Molecule: messenger RNA, 546 nt
Organism: Gongylonema pulchrum
Lineage: Eukaryota; Metazoa; Nematoda; Chromadorea; Rhabditida; Gongylonematidae
Source: the annotation of a GenBank genome assembly
AUGGGCGGACUAGGUGGCACAGGAGGGAGAAGUACAGGCUACGGGGGUUAUGUUGCCGGUGGAAUGGGUUCAGGUGGAAGUGGCGGCAUUGGCAACUACGGCGGAAUGAGCGGGUACGGUGAUCGAGGGGCUGCAGACAGAGGUUACGGAGGUGCAACUGGCGGCUGCGGUGGAAUGAACGGCGAUAGAGGUGGAUACUUUGGUAGAUAUCGAAGUGUCAGACGACACAGCGUAACAAGCACUGACCGACGUUUGAGAAAUGAUGCACGGAAUGGUGGCAAAAAGAUCAGCCCGGUGGUACUCAGCGGAACAGUGGAGCAGAUGAGUGACACUUUUCCAUCGGGUUUGGCUAUUGGCGUGGACGGACUUCCAGACGGUGUCCAGAGAAAUAUAACAGGCCUGCAGUGGCCUAGGCGCAAUAAAAUCUGGGAAAGCGAUGAUUCCGGAGAAGCCGAGAAAUCGGAAGAAGCCAGCAGUCGAAAUGCAUCAGUCAAAUCCGUUAUCCGAGCCGCACCUGGUACGCACUUUUUUUUAUUUGAAUUUUAG